Messenger RNA from Penicillium daleae, 2172 nucleotides. RefSeq names its product RNA exonuclease. Gene Ontology annotation, cellular component: nucleus. The transcript has a single exon. Gene Ontology annotation, molecular function: exonuclease activity; nucleic acid binding. Lineage: Eukaryota; Fungi; Ascomycota; Eurotiomycetes; Eurotiales; Aspergillaceae. The record is from RefSeq and is a predicted model, not a curated record. The coding region runs from base 1 to 2172 and encodes 723 amino acids.
AUGGCGCGCCACAACAAGCGAAAGCGUGAGGAUGAGGAUUCUGACCCGGUCGCUGAUACUAAUGGAACUGGUUUCGGUGUUGCAGAGACCCUUUCUCGCUUGAAUCGUCCCUUGACUCCCAAGUCCGAUGAGACAGCCACCAACACCUCUCAAAGCACCAAGGAUGGACAGAAGCCGAGUACCAAGAGGAAACGCGUGGACGGAGAAAAGACCAAAUACCCGGACCUGACUUAUGUGGAGGGAACCCUGCAGUCCUCGAUCAGAAUUGCCGACUUACAAGGCUUGCUACUCUAUUGCUUUGCAGACGGGGUCGCACCGCAAUGGAUUUCGAUCAAGCACUCUGGACAUAUGCGGAAGGUGGUUGUCCUGAUGGUCCCUGGGCUAGAGAUUGGCAUGUUUGACGGCACACUGCCAUUGGAUUCACAGCAAGAGGACAAGGAGAAGGACACUGCCAUUCAGCCCGAAGUGACAGAAGAGACGGCGGACGACAGAAAGAAUGCCGACUUUGAGCGAUGGAAGCAAGGCCUCCCUCUCAAGGAUCGCUCAGGCCAGUUUAAUCCACGAGUUCUUGAUCCAGAGACCUUGCCUGAGCCCCUGCGUCCCUUGGCCAACAUGUUCCCUCACAUCUGGCCUGUCAAAGCCCCCGGUGAUCCCAAGUACAAUAAGGUGCAUUCACCUCUUCAGGCCAUUCUAUUAUCAUCACUACCGAAGUCGAAGGAGAGCGGCGGCAACGGAAAGGGCGCGCGGCCCGCCAAAGUCGAUAAGGCCUUCGUGCCAAAGCGGACACCGAUUACGACCUUCCUGAGCACGGCAGAGGACCUGCGUGAGAACGAGUACACUCUUCAUCCGGCAUUUUUCACCUCAGACGAAGACAAAGCCUCUCAACUGGAAAUCCGUCAUCGGGCAGAGCAAUCUACGGAAAACGGCUGGGUUGAUACAGAUGUUUCCACCCUCGAGUCGGGGGAGGUACCUGACGCCGAGGUCGAGCAAGGCAGCAUGACUGCGGGCCGGAAAGUUCUGUCCCUCGACUGUGAGAUGUGUUUGACCGAAGGUGGUCAUUCCGAACUCACUCGCAUCAGUAUGGUUGGAUGGGAUGGCGAGGUAGUCCUCGACGAGCUGGUCAGACCUACCAACCCGAUCAUUGACUACCUCACUCGCUACUCUGGCAUCACGAAGGAGAUGCUUGAUCCAGUUACGACUACACUGGCCGACAUUCAGAAACGGCUCUUGACUAUUUUGACCCCUCGCACUAUCCUCGUGGGACACUCCCUCAACUCCGAUCUGACAGCACUGAAAAUCACACAUCCAUUCAUCGUCGACACUGCUCACAUCUACCCCCACCCGCGUGGCCCGCCAUUGAAGUGCAGUCUCAAGUGGCUCACUCAGAAAUACUUGAACAAGGAGAUUCAGAAGGGAACGACUGGCCAUGAUUCUGUCGAAGAUGCACGGGCCGUGCUUGAGCUUGUCAAACUGAAGUGUGAAAAAGGCGAGCUUUGGGGCACAAGUGAAGCCUCGAACGAAAGUAUCUUUCGUCGCCUAGCCCGGUCCACCAAGAACGGAAAGCCCACCACUCCUGGUGAGGGACGGACGGGCGCUGUCGUGGACUGGGGAAACCCAGAGCGUGGAUUCGGCUCACAGGCAGCCGUUUCGAUUGGAUGCCUCGAUGACGACGACGUGGUCAAGGGGAUUGCCUCCGCCGUCAAGGGCGAUGAGUCCAACACAACCAUUCCAGGCGGCGGUGUUGAUUUCACCUGGGCACGCCUUCGUAACCUUGAAAUGACUCGGGGCUGGUGCACGCGUAUGCCGGACGCCAACAACGCCAACGAAUCCACGACACUCAUCCCUCCUCCCGAAGAAACGACUCCGACCACCGGUCCCACCGCUCCGGCGGACACCAAGAGUCUCGCUGAGACAGUCACCCGCACUGUCACAGAUAUCUCCCGUAUCUACGAGUCUCUGCCACCCUGCACGCUCUUCGUCGUGUACUCUGGCACCGGCGACCCACGUGAGGUCAGCCGGCUGCAAAAUAUGCAUCGCCAGUACCGUCAAGAGUUCAACGCGCGCAAGUCGUGGAAUGAGUUGAGUGUAAAGUGGACGGAUACUGAAGAGCAGGCGUUGAAGCGGGCUUGUGAGCGGGCACGCGAAGGAUGUGGCUUCAUGUGUGUUAAAUAG